Messenger RNA from Acanthosepion pharaonis, 3444 nucleotides. Lineage: Eukaryota; Metazoa; Mollusca; Cephalopoda; Sepiida; Sepiidae. The record is from the annotation of a GenBank genome assembly.
AUGUUUUCCACUACAAAUAAAAAUCCCUACGUUUUCCACAAAGAAAAUAAUCCUUUCUCACAAUCCCAAUUCCCCGGCCAGGUAAGCAAAAAGGUGUGUCAGGUGCGAGAAGUGACUUCCCUUCUCGCUAAGUCAGGUGUACAAUUAUCGCUUGGACAUGUUAGACAGAUAAAAAUUAUGAAUAUGUUACAGAAUUUUAUUAUCCUCUUCAUGAUUGGCUGUGUUGGUUGUGUGACCCAGCCACCAAUUAUGUUGUCUUAUCCAAAGACAAGAGUUCCGUUCAAGGAUGGGGAGACUGUGAGUUUGCUAUGUGUCGCAACAGGUGACCCUCAACCAACGUAUCGUUGGGUUAAAGAUGGUGACAAGUUUGACUCCAGUGGUUUUGAUGAUCGAUGGGUAAUGAUACCUAAUUCUGGGAAUCUUGUCUGCAAUAAACCCGAGAAGAAGGAUGUUGGGUUGUAUCAGUGUUUUGCCAGCAAUGCCCACGGGGUAGCAAUGUCCUUGAUGUACGAUUUGAGACAGGCUUUUUUGGAUGAUUUUGCUAAAGAGAAAUCCCAAACGAUUCAAGUAUCACUUGGGCAUCCUGUCAAAUUGAAUUGUAUUGAACCAAGUAGUUUUCCUGAUGCUGUCAUGUUUUGGGUUCUCAAAUAUAAAGAUGGCGGAUUUGAAGCUAUUGAUUAUGAUGACCGGGUUACGAUGGAUCUUGAAGGUCGUCUAAUUAUAACCAACGUUGAAAAAAAAGAUUAUCAAAAUGGACGGGCAUAUGCGUGUAUGGCAAUGAAUACAUUUGUGCGGACAAAUACACAAGGAAAGGAAUAUUACAUUAUUCCAACUGGAUCCCAGGCUGCUGAGAUGGAACCUAGACGGAUGUGGGCUUCCCCAAGUGAAUUGUCAUUUGAGUUGGGUGAAACUGCCCGAAUGAAAUGUAUAUGGGUAGGCAAUCCGACUCCUGAAGUUUUUUGGACGCGAAAUAAUCAACAAUUAUCUGAUUCAAAAUAUCAGCUGUACAGUUUUGGACAAGAACUACGAAUUAAUAACCUUCAAUUUGAGGAUGCUGGAAACUAUGAAUGCUCUGGCCGAAAUAAACUGACCCAAACAAGUCCAAAUUACAAGAUAUUCGUUUCUGUCUACUCCAAACCUCAGUGGAUACGCAAACCCCAGAAUGUAGAAUCCAGUGUUGGAGGAUCAGCAACAUUUAUCUGUGAUGCAGAGAGUCAACCAAGCCCUGAUGUUCGCCAAUGGUUCAUAGAUGGUGUAUUGACCAGCAAGAAAAAUCUUGACGUGAAUAAAUAUUUUAUUAGCAGUACCAACCUGACAAUCGUAAAUCUCAUCAAGGAAGAUGCCAUGACAAUCCAAUGCAACAUCAGUAAUAAAUAUGGAUACGUCUUUACUAAUGCCUACCUAAAUGUCUUGGAGGAGAAGCCCGAGUUUGUGAAGGCCCCUGAAGCCCAAAUGAAAGCAUCUGAGGGGCAAAAUACCAAUUUAAGUUGCCAAACUGCUGGACAACCCAAACCACAGGUCCUUUGGUACAAAGAUGGAAAACAGAUUACAGGUGGACGUUAUAGGACACUAAGCAAUGGGGACUUGUAUAUACAGAAUCUCGUGGUUGCAGAUGCAGGGGAUUAUUCUUGUAUUGCCAAAAAUCGAUAUGGAGAAGUGUCAGGAUCUGGUCGAUUGAUUAUAAGACGACAAACCCGUAUUGAACAAGUUCCUCUGGAUUUGGAAGCAAAUGCUGGAACCGAUGCCAAAUUUACAUGUGCUGGAACAACUGAUCCAAUGGAGGUGUCUAAACUUACCAUCACUUGGCUUAAAGAUGACAAACCAAUCACAACAGGUGAACAGAGAAUGGCACAGAAUUUUCAAGACAACUCCUUAACAAUUAGUGGAAUAACAAUUCGAGAUGCAGGUAGAUACACAUGUGUCGCUUCAAAUGGCCUGGAUGAAGCCAGGGCCUCUGCAAUGUUGACUGUUAGAGCCAAACCAGAAUCUCCAAGUUCUGUGAAAGUUCAAUUCUGGAAGAGAGGUUAUAAAGAAGAGACAUUCCAGGAUUAUUCCUUUUAUUUAGACACGACUCCCUUCUAUGGCCGCAGCCGUCGUUCAACUGGACCCCCAAUUUCACUCAACCUACAACACCUUUAUCCCAAUUCACGAAUUGAAGUUCAAGUUUUAGUAAUGAACACUUAUUAUGUGAGUCGACCCAGUGAUAUGGUGAGCUUUGAAACAUUUGAAGGAGUGCCAGGACCAGUUCCAUUUUUGAUUGCAUCAGUUCGAGGUUCCAACCAUUUUCUUUUGAAAUGGGACAAACCAACUGAUUCUAAUGGUGUGAUCACAGGUUAUGAUAUUGCUUUUCAAACAGUAAUUGGUCUGAACCUUGGAAAAAUGAGGGAUAGAGAACCGCAGAUUCAUGAACCAGAAUUAAAACAAAUCCGGUUGAGUGGAUUGAAAUCGUUUCAACUGUAUCGUGUCUAUAUCUGGGCCCGCACCAGAAUUGGACGAGGAGAACCCUAUUAUAUUGAUGUGGCUACCACGAAACCUGGAGUUCCCAAUGCACCGACAUUCAGUUUUGUCCACAUUGACUACACCUAUGUCAAUAUCAGCUGGCCUAUUCACAAAAACACGGACUUGCAUGGAAGUGUCUAUUAUGUCGAGUUUCGAAAGGAAGGAGCAUCUGAUUGGCAGCAAUCUACUGAUGAAUCCGUUCUUUCUUGGAAGAAAAUAGCAAAUUUAGAAACCGGAACCUCAUAUGAAUUUCGAUUGGUGGCCACAAAUGGACAAGAAACGCGACCCAGUGCAAUUCAGGUGGCAACAACCCAUGGCUAUUUUGUUGGUUUUGCUGGUACAAGUGCUUGGCUUUAUGGAAUGUUGGUAGCGUUGUUGAUAAUUAUUUGUGCAGCAAUUAUCCUCUUUGUCACAAGAAAGAAAAUUGCUGAAAGAAGACAAAAGUCUUAUCAGAAAAAUAUGCGAGCCUCCAAAACAAAUGUUGGAAAUGCACCUGAAUUUGAAGACGAACGGGGUUAUAAUAAUGACUAUCAUGAUGGGAGACGCCGUUUUCAACCAAUUCCUAAGGAAGACCCUGAUUUUGACAGAUUCAAUGACAGCUUCAAGAAAAGUCAAAGUACCAUUACCCCUGAAGCAGACAACCUGCCACCCAGUUACAAUGAUGUCAAGGGAUAUGACGACCAUCACUAUAAGAAUGAUCGCCAAUAUGACGAUCGAUAUUAUGACCAAGAAGGCUAUGAUGACCAAUAUUAUGAUGAACAUGGCGAAUAUGAUCCGAACUAUGAGUAUCCAGAAUACGACGAUCAAUAUGAAGGUCAUUAUGAAGACUAUGAUUAUCGAUACAAUAGCAAAAAUGACGUCCACUAUGAAGAGCCUGUUCCUUCCAAGAAGAAAGAAUAUCUCGAUUGGGGUGAAGCAUCUGGUACUAAUGACACGUGUGUGUGA